UAAAGCUUUUCCGUUUUCAUAGUUAAAUGUGCCACGUGUGACACAGUGAACGAAUAAGUAACAGUCGGCGAGCUUUUAGUAUCGUACGAUUGAGUGUGGUGUGUUUUAGUUGCUUAUUGCAAUAUUAUUGGUUUAGAAUUCUUCCUGUGUGAUCCAAUCAUUCGCAACGGAUAUUUUAUGAACCCUAGCAUACAUGUUGGCUGAAAUACAAAAAACUAAAAUCGUUUUGCUGAAGACAUUCGAGUAGUAUAGUAACAUAAAUCUCGAGCAAAAAAAGUGAAAAACAUCGACGUUGAAAGUAACAAAAUUGUUUACUAAGAGUAAAAAAAUUGAUGAGCGUGAUGAAGUUGUAUCUGGCAGUAGUACUACUCGUACUAGUAGCGCAAUCUACUAAUGGCAAUUUAGCCAGUGAAAGUACUGUUGCCUCCGGAAAGCUCAUUAGCUCUCCAUCGCCAUCCUCACCUCCCAUGCCGAUGUCUUUGGGAAGCCUAUAUCGGAGUGCUCGGGAUGACUAUAAUGCAAGAGGUCGUUGUACAAACUGUGGACCGGGAUAUGAACGUGAUAUGCGUACCUAUGGUCGUCCGACAGGCAUCACAGGGUACUACAGUGGCAUGGGGUCGAUUUACGACGAUCGUAAUUGGUACUAUCGGCCGGAAUCAUAUGAGGAUCGUUACCGCGGUGGAGGAGAACCUGCAAUGAACUCCUAUUACCAAGCACAGCAGUUGUAUGGCUCUCAGAGCUACCGACCUCCGCCCUUCAUGAACGGUAUGGAAUACGAUCGUUACAUACAGCGUCCAGAUGAUCGAAACUAUAACGGCUAUCCAGGUAUGGCUAUGAGGACCGGUUACUACGAAGGAAGUAGCAGAAUGCCGUACUACACCGAAAUGAUGCGUGGGUACGGUUAUCGGGGAAAUGGCUAUGACAAUCUCGAUCCAUACUACAAUCACUAUAUGACCCAACGAGGAGGAGCUGGGAUGAAUAAUCGGGGUAAGACUAAAUAUUAUGAUGCGUGUAACUAUUAUAAUGGACACUACGACGACAGAAUGAGUAAUCGCGGUUAUUAUGAUCAGAAAAAUUUCCGGCCAUGGGACGAAACGUACAGAGGAGUAUCUGGUUUUGAUAAUUCUGGACGUGGUUAUUAUUUUGCAAGUCGUCCAACAACUUCUUCCUCAUCCUCAUCAUCAACAUCAUCUUUAUCAUCUGCAUCGCCAUCGUCUUCUUAUUCUGCACACGCGUCGCUUCACGGCCCAACGGCACCUGGGACAAUUCAUACUGGAUACGGUACUAGUAGUAGCAGUCACGGUACACACGGAUACCGGCCAGAGAGCUCUGUGCAUCAAAGCAGUCCCGACCGCCCGGACUAUAAUUCGGCCGAUUCCUCCCCGAAUUGCUGUCGCAAUCGAUAUCCUGAGCAAGCGCCCUCUCAAAGCGGGUCCUAUAGUGGUCAUGGAGGCCAUGGGGCAAGUGGUACCGCCUCGUACGGUCCGCGACCUUCUUCUUCUGGUGGAUCGUGGAGCUACGUGAGUAGCGGUGGACCGAUCAGUACCGGUAGCCAACAUUAUGGAAGUAGCAAUAGCCCCAGCGCACAUGGUUCGUACCAACCAAGUACAGGCGAAGGAGGUGCAUAUAACGAACAUCACACAGGUUCCGCUGGUUCUCUCGGUGGUUCUGCGAGCAACACGUACGCCAAUCGUGGAUCUGACUAUUCGAGGGAUAAUGACCACCGCCAACAAAGAUCGAUAAGAGAGAAAGAGAGAGAAAGAGAGAUAGAAGGCUCUGCCUACGGUGGACGACCGCGACCGUCGUCCUUAGCUGAAACUAGCUAUCUAAUGGACAGGGAAGAUAACGAUGAAAGUGUGGGAUUGCUACAGAAUGUAGUGAUUCUUCCGGACGGUGCGAAGGAAGACGUGUAUGCAGAUAGCAGUAACGCAGCAAUAAUCCCAUCAAAAUCCAAGGACAAGAACGUUGUAGAUAUAUUUGGGGGGAAAGGGUUGCUCGAGGAUGGCCAGAAAACACGGGCAUGA
Molecule: messenger RNA, 2024 nt
Organism: Anopheles darlingi
Lineage: Eukaryota; Metazoa; Arthropoda; Insecta; Diptera; Culicidae
Exons: 8
Coding region: 333-2024 (563 amino acids)
Source: RefSeq, a predicted model, not a curated record